This is a messenger RNA of Durusdinium trenchii, 1269 nucleotides long. NCBI's taxonomy places the organism in Eukaryota, Dinophyceae, Suessiales, Symbiodiniaceae. The record is from the annotation of a GenBank genome assembly.
AUGUGCCAUGGCGUGCUCUUCCUCAUGGGGGUGGGCUUGGCCGACUCCGAGAAUGAUCAGACGAUCUACCAGUGCUUCGAGCGUGGCUUUUUCUCGGCAGUGCAGUCCGCUGAUUGCCACCAUGAGAAUGGAGCGUUGGAGUGUCGUAACAUUCAAGGAGGCUUUGAUGAGGAACGUUGGCAGAAGUUGAUCAGUCAAAUGUGGAGAUUCAUUGGGUAUGCUGAAGAGUUUCCAGCACUGGCGCAUGCCGUGGCCAUGUCCUUAUACUCCUGGAUGUGGUGGGAAGGGCCCAACAACGACCAGGUGAACUUGGUCGCUGGGCGUUUGGCCUGCGACUUCUUCGCCAUGUCUUUGAGCUUCAACGACUGCGGCAAUCCAGCUUUGCCCUUGCAGAGUUUCUUUCAGCGGAACUGCCAUAUGAGGUGGCGCUACUUGUUAAUGAUCUCCUUCGAGUUAGCACGGCACUUGGCCUCAACACGGCAGCUGCGUGGUGCUACUGAAGCCUUCCGGGUCGCCACCAGCUACUGGCGCGCAAUGAAGCAGCUGCCACACUUCAGUUUCAUCGGCGAGGUCUCGUCUCCGCACCAUAUUAGUUUGAACGCCGACUUCUUUCCCGCCGCUGUGCUGCGACAAGGCCCGGUUUGGAGAAGUGCUCGGCAGGAGCUGGGCAUUGUGAGCUUUUUGGAGGAACACUUCAAGGUGAUCCAGGAAGAGUUGCUGCGAAUUCUAGAGGAUGAGUCGCUUUUCUAUCAGCUGAACCAACUCACCCGGAACGCAGAGCCGCAGUUUAGCCCGCGAGACGAUGACUGGCUCACUGCCUACCUGGUCCGUGGGGCUCAGUUCCACGAAGAGGUCUGCUCUUUGGCACCUGGAACCUGUGCUUUGCUUCGAUCCCGCCCCGAAGUGGCGCAGUGUUUCUCGCCCCUCUCGGGUUCAGGAUUCCUGCGCAUGCGCCCAGGGGGUCGCCUGAAGCCACACUUCGGGGGCGCGCCGCGUUUGAGUGCUCACUUGGCGUUGCUGGUGCCUCAGGGCGAACUCUUCAUGUCCGUCGGCAACGAGCAAGUCAGAUGGGUGGAAGGGGAGGUGAUCGUUUUUGAUGACACCUUCAUCCACAGUGUCACUCACAAUGGUCAAGAAGCAAGGUACGUUUUAAACCUUUGGAUGUGCCAUCCCUGCGAUCCAACUGAGAAUCAUGGAGCAGCCGAUCGCAAAAUCCCAGAGUUUUGUGAAGGACCCGAGCAAGGCCUGCUCCCUCCUGCACUCCGGUAG